CCAGACUCCCCGACUUCUCCUGAUAUAAGCCCGGGAGGAGGGUGGAGAGUACAGUUAGAAGCAGACUCCGGGGUUAAGGGAAAACAUCACAGGGAAUCUGAUCCUGGCCGUGGGAAGGGAAAUGGGGUAUUUCCCCUAAGAGAACAAGUGGUACCUGGGCCUCUCGAAGAUGACGGUGAGCCAACCUACCGUCGAACCUUUGUGCAUGUUCCUUUCAAUACCUCAGAUUUGUAUAAUUGGAAGAACAAUAACCCCAGCUUGAGAGAGAAUCCUGAAAAGGUACAAAACCAGUUUAAAACGAUUUUCAAAACCCAUAACCCAACUUGGGCAGAUGUUCAGUCUCUUUUAGAUAUCCUGUUGACACCAGAGGAAAGGAGAAUGGUAGUGAACAAAGCUCGUGAGUACGUGGAAAAGGAAAUUACUGCAGGGAACCUGCAAGGAAAUAGAGACAAUCAUGUCCCCAUCCAGGAGCCAGAUUGGAAACCAGACCAAGAUAUGACCUCCAUCCGUGCCUAUCGAGAAUAUAUCCUCUGAGGAUUGAGAGAUGCUGUGAAAAAACCUCAAAAUCUCAGUAAGGUGUAUGAGAUUCGACAGGAGACUAAUGAGACCCCGAGUGCUUUUUUGGAAAGAAUUUACAAUACUUUCAGGCAAUACACUCAUGAGGAUCUGGAGGAUGCAUCGAACGCUCGCAUGGUAAAUAUGAUCUUUAUAGGUCAGAGUGCACCAGACAUUAGAAAGAAAUUGCAGAAGGCAGACGGAGCAACAGGUAUGCCUAUUUCCCAACUAGUAGACAUUGCUUACCAAGUAUUUACUAACCGAGAAAGUGUUCAGGAAAAGAAACAGGACAAGAAAGAGGAGAGAAAGAUGAAAAUGCAGGCAGCCCUAGUGGCAGCUGCAAUCACGAGAAAACCUAGAGAUGAGGGAUCCUGGAGACAGCCGCAGAGACGGGGUCCAUUAGAGAAAGAUCAAUGUGCCUUUUGCAAACGAAAAGGACAUUGGAAGCGGGAAUGCCCUUAUCGAAAAGUUGGGGAAGGUGAAAAGAAAAAAAGAGGAGAGCAGUGGAUUGUUCGCUUUUGGAAGGGAUUCAGAUUGAAGGGGACCGGAGGCCCGGGAGGGAAAGAUAACCCAGAUCCCAGUGUCCCCUGACGAGCCUCUGGUUAAAAUGCAACUAGGGGACAGAGAUGAAUUGGUAGAUUUUCUCGUCGAUACAGGUGCUGCCCAUUCUGUCUUAACUCAAAAACUGAAACCUUUAAGUAAAAAGACUGUGCCAGUGGUAGGGGUUACAGGGAAGGCAGUAACACGACCCUUCCUACAGCCAAUGACCUGUAAUCUUGGGCAGGCCGAAGUUACCCAUCAAUUCUUGUACAUGCCAGACUGCCCCGUUCCCCUUUUAGGGAGAGACCUCCUCUGUAAACUGCAAGCUACGUUGUCGUUCCAGGAUGGGCAAAUGUUUUUAACAGUGCCUCCUGAAAAGGGGUGGCAUUUACAGGCUUGCCUUCUCGGCCUUCUCCGAGAGGAGAGUACACCGGAUAUUCCUCAACCCCUGCUCGAUGCUGUUGUUCCAUGGGUAUGGGCAGGUCACCGACCCAGGAAGGCUAAAAAUGCUGACCCUGUGAAGAUUCAACUUUUGCCAGGGGCCCAGCCUCCAUGUGUGAAACAAUAUCCAAUGCGGAUGGAAGCCAGGAAAGGACUGAAGCCAUUAGUUGAACGGUUCCUGGAGUAUGGCCUUCUCCGUGAAUGUACAUCAGCUUUUAACACACCCAUCUUGCCUGUGAAGAAGCCUAAGAGUAAUGAAUAUCGUUUCGUCCAAGACUGGAGAGCUGUAAAUAAAGUGGUUGUGAGUAUAUACCCGGCUGUGCCUAAUCCGUACACCUUGCUAUCUGCUUUGAACCCAGAUCAUAACUGGUUUACGGUUAUUGAUUUAAAAGAUGCUUUCUUCUGUGUACCGGUAGAGAGGGGAUCUCAGGAAAUAUUUGCAUUUGAAUGGGAAGACCCAGAUACUAGCAUUAAGACUCAGUUGUGCUGGACUGUUUUACCCCAAGGAUUUAAAAACAGCCCAACCCUAUUCGGCAAUGCAUUAAGCAAGGAUUUACGCAGGCUAAAAUUGCCACUGUCCUGUACUCUUUUGCAAUAUGUGGAUGACUUGCUUUUAACAGCCACCACUGAAGCAAGCUGCCUGGAAGGAACAAUUUGCCUCCUUAAUUUUCUGGGUCAACAAGGAUAUCGGGUUUCCAGAAAUAAAAUGCAGCCCAUAUCCCAGAAAGUAACAUACUUAGGAUUUGAAUUACAGCCUGGUCAGAGAGCCCUGUUGCCUGAAAGAAAAGAAGCUAUAUGCCGGCUGGCACCCCCAAUAACAAAGAAACAACUACGAGGAUUUUUAGGUACAGUAGGUUUUUGCAGGAUUUGGAUUCCAAAUUUUGGGGUUAUUGUAAAACCUCUAUAUGAGGCAACACACAGAGAUGAAAAGGUACUCGAAUGGACUGAAGAGUGUGAGCAAGCAUUCUGCCAGUUAAAGCAGGCUCUCAUUGAAGCACCCGCCUUAGGACUACCGGACAUGAGUAAGCCUUUUUCCCUUUUUGUGCAUGACCGAGGUGGGGUAGCCGUGGGAGUCUUAACACAGAAAUUGGGUAGCUGGCAACGACCAGUGACAUAUUUUUCAAAAAAAUUAGACUUUGUGUCAUGUGGAUGGCCUGCUUGUCUCCGGGCUGUUGCUGCUACCUGUCUGCUAAUACAAGAAGCUUAAAAAUUAACCCUAGGCCAUGAAAUGAUUGUAUAUGUUCCUCACGCAGUACUUACAGUCUUGGAACAGAAAGGAGGGAACUGGUUAACUCCGGGACGAAUGGCUCGAUAUCAGGCCAUCCUCCUAGAUAAGCCUGAAAUAAAAUUGGCCAUUUCUCGCAAUGUAAAUCCAGCAACACUGUUGCCAUCUAUGGGUGACACACCAGAUCUUGUGCAUGAUUGUUUGCAAACAUUGGAAACUGUUUAUUCUUCAAGACCAAAUUUGAGAGACAGACCUCUUGAAAAAGCUGACCUGGAGUUCUACACUGAUGGCAGCUCGAGUAUAGAGAAUGGAAUUCGAAAAUCCGGAUACACUAUCGUGACUACACAGAAUGUGAUAGAAGCAGGACCUUUAAACCCAUCUGUUUCAGCUCAAAAGGCUGAACUCAUUGUUAUGACUCGGGCUUUGCAAUUGGCGGCCAACAAAACUGUCAAUAUUUAUACUGACUCUAAAUAUGUUUUCCUUGUUUUACAUGCUCACGGAGUGCUAUGGAGAGAGCGAGGUCUACUUGAUUCAAAAGGAACAGGCAUUAAGCAUAGCAAGCAGAUAAAAGCCCUCCUCAAGGCAGUCUGGGAACCAAAAGAGGUAGCGGUAAUGCAUUGCAAAGCACAUCAAAAAAAAAAAAAAAAUGAUGAUCCCUCCACAAAAGGUAAUCGAUUUGCUGACGCUACAGCAAAGAAAGCAGCUAAAAAACCUCAGACAGACUUGCUGCCCGAAGUAAGUAAUCUGUUACCUCUCCUCCCAGACUUAUACCAGCCUGUGACACCACAGUACAGGGAAAGAAACAAACAAUUGAUAAGAGAGCUUCAAGCAAAGAAGGGGGAGCACGGGUGGCUAGUAGCAAAGGAUGGCCGCAUUAUCAUCCCAGCUGCCUGGGUUCAUAUGGUAGUGAAGAGAGCUCAUCAUGGCACCCACUAUGGACCCAGGGCCUUGAUAAGGUGGAUCAGUCACUAUGUAACUGGAGUGGGAUUAAGAGAGGCUGCCAUGAAGGUAUCAGAGACAUGUGAGGUCUGCCAGAGAAAAUACCCAAAAGGAGGGAGAAAAGAAACUUCAGGACAUCAGAGAAUAGGCAAUGGGCCAGGAGAAGAAUGGCAGGUGGAUUUUACUGAGUUACCCCGGCAACAGGGGAUGAGAUAUCUCCUUGUCUUUGUGGACACUUUCUCUAAUUGGGUUGAGUGCUUCCCAUGUCGGACUGCCCAAGCCCGAGAGGUGGUCAAGGCACUCCUACGAGAAAUCAUACCUCGCUUCGGACUUCCAAAAGGAAUAGGGUCAGACAAUGGCCCACAUUUCAUUGCACAAAUUACUCAGAAGGUUUCUGAGUUCCUGGGAAUCAGCUGGCAUUUACACACCCCUUGGAGACCCCAGUCCAGUGGAAAGGUGGAACGUAUGAAUCAGACCUUAAAAAGACACCUUGCAAAGAUUUGCCAAGAAGCUCAACUCAAAUGGCCAGAGGCCCUACCCUUGGCCCUGUUACGAGUAAGGGUCGCACCACAUUCUAAAUUGGGAUUAAGCCCAUUUGAGAUAAUGUAUGGUAAGCCUUACCCUCUGAGUCUGCCCAUGGGUACUGAACAACAGUUACAUGUUUUAGGAGAGGGAAUGAUUAGAGAAUAUGUAUGGUCUUUGGUUUCUGUUUUGUCUUCCAUUUAUAGUAACACCCCCUUUGAGAACUGGCAUCAAGCCUUCAUCAACACCCAGGCUUGCAAGUGGGAGAAGUAUACCCUGCUAGCCGACAUCCUGAGGGGCCGCAGCUGCAACGUGAUGGUCAACACGCUCAUCAUGGGAAUGCUCAGAGUUUGGGACCCCAGAAACAAGAGCGUCCUGCAUGCCUGCCGCAUCUCCUGCUGCUACGCCAAGCUGAUGCGCUGCCUCAUGGUGUCCAACACGAUCCGCUGGUCCCGUGACAUCUACAUGGAGCACAUCAUGGGCCGCCGCCAAGGACCAUCUCCAUUUAACAACUCCCUAUUGUUAGAUCUGUUCCAUCACUCUUUGGAAUUUCAGCUCAACAUCUUGGUGAAAGAGUACUAA
This is a messenger RNA of Alligator mississippiensis (American alligator), 4804 nucleotides long. RefSeq lists its product as uncharacterized. Gene Ontology annotation, biological process: DNA integration; proteolysis. Lineage: Eukaryota; Metazoa; Chordata; Crocodylia; Alligatoridae. The record is from RefSeq and is a predicted model, not a curated record. Gene Ontology annotation, molecular function: nucleic acid binding; aspartic-type endopeptidase activity; RNA-DNA hybrid ribonuclease activity.